UCUGUGUUAAAUGGAUCCAUCUGUCUCCUGUUUGAAUAUUUGCUUGUUUGCCAGGUGAUAGCAAGCGUGCUGAGGAACCUGUCGUGGCGUGCUGAUGUCAACAGUAAGAAGACGCUGCGCGAGGUCGGCAGCGUGCGAGCACUAAUGGGCUGUGCUCUUGAGGUCCAGAAGGAAUCGACUCUGAAGUCUGUACUGAGCGCGCUCUGGAACCUGUCGGCGCACUGCACAGAGAACAAGGCGGAUAUCUGCGCCGUGGACGGCGCUCUGGCGUUUCUGGUGGGAACACUGACACACCGCAGCCACACCAACACGCUCGCCAUCAUCGAGAGCGGCGGCGGCAUCCUGCGCAACGUCUCCAGCCUUAUCGCCACCAACGAGGCACACAGGGAGAUCCUGCGUGAGCACGGCUGCCUGCCGACUCUGCUGCAGCACCUGAAGUCUCACAGUUUGACCAUCGUGUCCAACGCCUGCGGGACGCUCUGGAAUCUGUCAGCCAGAGAUGCCAAAGAUCAGGAGGCAUUAUGGGAGCUGGGCGCCGUGGGCAUGCUGCGCAACCUCAUCCACUCCCGGCACAAGAUGAUCGCCAUGGGCAGCGCCGCCGCCCUGCGCAACCUGAUGGCCAAUCGGCCAGCACGCUACAAGGACGCGAGUGUGGUGUCGCCGGGCGCCGGCGCCCCGUCAUUGCACGUCCGCAAACAGAAGGCGUUAUUCGAGGAGCUGGACGCCCAACAGCUGUCAGAGACCUUCGACAACAUCGACAACCUGAGCCCCAAGGCCUCACACAGGAAGGGGCGGGGCUGUAAUGGCGCCGGAGGAGGAGGGAGCUCCACGCGCUCGUACGCCAACACGCCGGUGUUGUCGAGCCCGAAGAACGGAGAUGGAGCAAAGAGGACGAGCGAGGAAGCGGCGUACGCUCGGCCCGUGUUCCCGCCCAGUGUGCGGGCGUCCAGUGACAGUCUCAACAGCGUGACAAGCGCAGACGGAUACGGCAUCCGCGGCAAGACCAAACCGUCGUCUGAGCCGUUCUACUCGUCAGACGAGAACGCAGUCAGCAAGUGCUGCGUCUACAGGAAGUACCCGGCCGACCUGGCCCACAAGAUCCGCAGCGCCAACCACAUGGCGGACGACGAUGGCGCCGAGCUGGACACGCCAAUCAACUACAGCCUGAAGUACUCCGACGAACAGCUGAAUUCUGGGAGACAGAGUCCCAGUCACCGCGGCGCCAUCGAGAGCGAUGAGGACGACGAGGAGGAUGCUCCGUUGAGGAGGAGGAAUGACACCGGCGACCCGGCCACAGCCAGCGGCCGCAUGGCGUCUGUCCUGCCGCCACGCUACGUUGUCACCACGGGACCAUCUAACUACGGCAGUGACUCGACAGGUGAGCAGCCAAUCGACUACAGCCUUAAGUAUGGCGCUGACGCUGCCAACAAGCCGCUAUUCAAGCCAGAGGAGGCCGCCGCCCCCUCCGUCCCCCCUGCCCCACCAUCCUCUGCCAACAAGCUCCGCCCCCCGCCACCUGCAGCCAAUCGGGCGGGGCCAAAAGGUAACCAGGAGUCGACGCAGACGUACUGUGUGGAAGACACGCCCAUCUGCUUCUCCAGAGGCAGCUCGCUCUCCUCGCUGUCAUCAGAGGAGGAAGAGGAGGAUGGUGAUGUCAUCGGGAGAAGGAGGAGAGGUGGGAGCGUGAUCUGCGGCGGCAGCGGCGGGAACAACUACCCGACACUUCCUGUCAGCGAGAAGGACGCACACGAGCAGCAGCAGAGGCAGCUGAAAGAGGCGGAGAGCCAGACCGCCGCCGCCGCCGCCGCCGCAGCUUCAGCUGUUCCCUCCACACGGGGAAGACGAGGUCACCACCAUCAAGGUCACGCCCACCACCAUCAUCACCACCACCACGUGGCAUCAUCAGGCGCCAGGACGCCUAAAAGUCCCCCGGAGCAGCCGUACGCUCAGGAGACGCCGCUGAUGUUCAGCCGCUGCACGUCGGUCAGCUCCCUCGACAGCUUCUCCACCUCCUCCAUCGCCAGCUCCGUGCGCUCCAGCGAGCCGUGCAGCGGCAUGCCAAGCGGCGUGGUCAGCCCCAGCGAUCUGCCCGACAGCCCGGGGCAGACCAUGCCGCCGAGCCGUGCCAAAACGCCGCCGCCGCCACCGCCAAUACAGAAAACAGAGGAGGAAAAGGCCAAGAAGGAGGAGGAGGAGGAGAACAGUGCCGACGUCAUGCUUCACUUCGCCACGGAGAGCACGCCGCACGGCUUCUCCCGAGCCUCCAGUCUGAGCGCGCUCAGUCUGGACGAGCCCUUCAUCGUAGCAGAGAUGAAGAAGGCGGAGGAGGAGGAUGGCGGUAGCGAGGAGAGGAGCGAGGUGGAGGCGGUGAAACCAAUCCUUGACGAGUCUGACAACGAUGACGACCGUAAGAUCCUGGAGGCGUGCAUCAUCAUGGCGAUGCCCAAGUCGUCGCGCAAACCAAAGAAACAAGCAGCGCCACGGAAACCCAGCCAGCUUCCUGUUUACAAGCUCCUCCCACCUCAGAGCCGCACCCAAUCACAGCAGAGGAAGGAUGUGCCGCCGCCGCCACCGGAGGAGGUACCCAGAGUGUACUGUGUCGAGGGAACGCCUCUCAACUUCUCCACCGCCACCUCGCUCAGUGACCUCACCAUAGAUUCCCCACCCAAUGAAGAGGCAGCAGCAGCCGUUACACCUGUAGCCCCGCCCACGUCUGCCCAGAGACGGAGGGCUGGACUUCCCGAAGGCGAAAAUGGUGACGACAUCCUCGCAGAGUGCAUCAACGCCGCCAUGCCCAAAGCUAAACCCAGGAAACCAAUCAGAGCGGCAGUGAACAGUGAGAAUCUCCAAGCCCCGCCCCUUCCGCCGCCUCUUCCUCCUACAGCCCCGCCUCCUCUCAGCGCACAGCAGCAGAAGAAAAAGCCGACCUCGCCCGUAAAGCCGAUGCCCCAGCGGGCGCCGUACAGCAUCGCCACGGCAACAGCUGCCAAAGCAAAACCAGGGUUUGCCUUUGACUCACCGCACCACUACACGCCCAUCGAGGGCACGCCAUGCUGCUUCUCACGCAACGACUCGCUGAGCUCGCUCGACUUUGACGAAGACGACGGUGGCGAGAAGGACGACGAGGACAAGAAAAGUAAAGAAGAAGAAGGCAGGAAGAGGAAGCAGCAGACGGCCGCCAUUUUUCCUCGAACGAAAUCUGCGAGCAACCCGACGGCAAUGGACGAGAAGCAGAAGUUCGCCAUCGAGGACACGCCCGUCUGCUUCUCCAGGAACUCCUCCCUCAGCUCGCUGAGCGACAUCGACCAGGAGAACAACAACAAGGAGUUCGCUCUGCCGCCGCAGCCCGAGCAGCAAGAUGGAGCCAAGACAGGAACAAAGUCUCCCCCUCAGGCAGAGGCGAAGCCCCGCCCCUCUGUGGCGAGCGGCUACGCCCCCAAAGCGUUCCACGUGGAGGACACGCCCGUCUGCUUCUCCAGGAACUCGUCGCUCAGCUCGUUGAGCAUCGACUCUGAGGACGACCUGCUGCAGGAGUGCAUCAGCUCCGCCAUGCCCAAGAAGAAGAAGAAAGCCGCCACCGCCGCCACCAUCCCCACCGCUGUCGCCACGCCACUUCCUGUUCCCAAAGUCAACGACAGCAUUCUGGCUGAGGAAGAGCCUUCAGAGGCUCCGAGAAGCCCCGCCUCCCCUGACUCUGAGUCCUUUGAUUGGAAGGCGAUCCAGGAAGGCGCUAACUCCAUUGUCAGCAGCCUGAACGCCGCCGCCGCCUCGUCGCUCUCCCGCCAGCCGUCAUCAGACUCUGACUCCGUCCUGUCCCUGAAGUCCGUGGGCUCGCCGUUCCGCCUGCCGACGGCCAAUAACAACGCAGAAGAGGAAGAGGGGGAGGAGGCGGUGAAGCGAGGGGCGAGGAUCCUGAAGGGCGGGGAACGCACCACGCUGGAGGCCAAGAAGAAGAAGGAGGAGGAAGAGGAGGAGGAGGCUGCGAAGGCGGUGAGAGGUGGGAAGAAGGUGUACAGGAGUCUGAUCACAGGCAAGCCGAGGGCGGAGCCUGCAGCCCGGGGCCGCAGUAAACCCAGAGCAGCACCUGCGGCCAAACCUCCAGGAAGCAGCGAGGGCGCCGACAGAGGAGGCGGGUCCUCUCGGGACUCCACGCCGUCUCGCUCCUCCUCCGCAGCCAGUCAGAAAGGAGGGAAGCUGUCACAGUUGCCGCGUACGGCGUCUCCUGGAAGUGCAUCAUCCUCAUCGUCGGUGCCCUCCAGACCGGCCAAGCAGAGCGGGGCGGCGAGGAGCGGCGGCAUCCCGAGGAGCGAGUCUGCAUCGAGAGUCAGCAGCUCCGUGGUGGCAAAGAAGCCAAAGGCGGAGCCUGAGAAGCCGGCGCUCGUCCGUCAGUCGACCUUCAUCAAAGAGGCGCCGAGCCCGACGCUGAAGAGGAAGCUGGAGGAGUCUGCGGCGGCGGCAGCGUUGGAGUCCCCGUCCAGCCCCGACACACCGCUACCACCAACAACGAGGAGACACGACGUCAACCGCUCCCAGUCUGAGAGCCCGUCACGCCCACAGGAAGUGACAUCAUCGCGCUUCAGCCGCACUGGCACCUGGAAGCGCGAAAACAGCGGCGGGGGAGGAGGGGGGAGUGGCGGUAAACACUCGACAUCACUGCCGCGUGUGGGGACGUGGAAGAGGACAGGAAGCUCGUCGUCUGUGCUGUCGGCGUCGUCGGAGUCUAGCGAGAAGGGGCGGAGCGAGGAGGAGAACGGCGUGAGGUCGAAGGGAACGUGGAGGAAGGCGAAGAACGGCAGCGCUGACUCAUCAGCGGGGCGGAGCUUCACCGACAAAUCAGAAGACGUGUGGGUUCGUCUGGAGGAUUGUCCCGUCAACAACCCGCGCUCAUCCUCUUCCUGUUCAGCCCGCUCUCCCACCGCUGCCAACGCCCCGCCCGUCAUUGACAGCCCCGCCUCCUCCAAGAUACCGUCCUCCUCCUCUUCCUCCUCCUCCAACCUCAACCUGCGGCGUAGCUGUGAGAGCCUCGACGACACGCCGCAGCCUGAACGCCAGCAGCAGCCGCAGCGCAGUCAGCAGCGCAGCGGCGCCGUGGCGGCCCGAGUCAGCCCCUUCAACUACACGCCGAGCCCGAGGAAGAACAACGCUGAAAACGCCACCACUGCAACGCCAACUGCCACGACAUCAUCAUCAACGACCCCAACACGGCCUUCACUCAUCCCCACGCCCGUCACCAAGAAACGGGAACCAAAGGGCGGAGAAGGUGGCGGCAGCGGUGGCGGCACCGGCGGUGAACGCGGCUCGUACAUCGUGACGUCAGUGUGACGGGAAACCAGAAGAAGAAUCUGGAAAUAGACACAAGAAGGCGGCCACGGUGGUGGCAGUGUAAAUACUGAGAAACACCCGGACGUGUUUGUGAACUGUACAGGAAGUGAGUCUGUAUUUAAGUGCUAGCCCCGCCCCCUUAGCUCCCUCCUCUGCCCUCAUUGGCUCCUCUCACCUGUCAGUCAAGCUUCUUUACUGGAUGAGAAACUUACACAUAAAGUUUUUAUGUUUUUAUACCACUAAAAUGUGUAGCGCUUAGCUCAGCCCCCUCUGCCUGUGUCCCUGCAUGGCCCCGCCCCCUACCUUCACCGUGACGAUGAUGAUGACUACGAUGAUGAUGUUAGCUGUAGCGUCGGAGCUGAUUCUGCUCCUUCAGAACGUUUCAUGUUUUUUGAUGAGUUUGGUUCUGGAAAGCUUUUUUCUCUUGCAGACGACCUGCGAUCAUUUCUCCUGGUCCCGGACUCUGGGACCCGAACUCUGGUCCCGGUCUCGGACCCUGGUCCCCUGUCCUGGUCCCAGACUCUGGACCCUGGUCCCGGUCCCGGACGCGGUCAGAGUAGAAACCAGUUUUUCUGAACCUCACUCACACACUGCUUCCUUCCAGAGAGGGAAGUUUGCUGCCACCGAACUGUAAAACGUCUGAAACACUUUGUCCCUGAACUUCCUGGUGAAAUUUGAGGAUUGUGGUUGGCUGAAAACUUCCCGCUCUGUGUCGCCUUGGCAACAAAUAACACUGUAAAACGUAAGUUAUUGCUGUAAAACCUUUUAACUUUGAAGCACAUAAUUUAAAAGAUUUCUGCCAAAACGUUUCUGUAACUGUUUUUCUGUUGAUGCUGGAGGAAACAAUGUUUAACACGAGACAACAAUAAAACAUUUUAGCUGCAAA
Micropterus dolomieu (smallmouth bass) is the source of this 6208-nucleotide messenger RNA. Its product is annotated as adenomatous polyposis coli protein-like. Gene Ontology annotation, cellular component: cytoplasmic microtubule; beta-catenin destruction complex; catenin complex. The annotation marks the transcript as partial. NCBI's taxonomy places the organism in Eukaryota, Metazoa, Chordata, Actinopteri, Centrarchiformes, Centrarchidae. The transcript has 3 exons. The record is from RefSeq and is a predicted model, not a curated record. Gene Ontology annotation, molecular function: microtubule binding; gamma-catenin binding; beta-catenin binding. Gene Ontology annotation, biological process: positive regulation of protein catabolic process; Wnt signaling pathway; negative regulation of microtubule depolymerization.